AAUCCCACUAUAUCGGCUCAAUUUCGGUAAAACCCUGUCGCCUCACUUCAGACCGAUGAUCAUAAAUUAAUAAAUAUCCAGAUGUCAUAGAUUCAUCUUAUUUUCAUAGCUGAUAUCCAUAUAAGUCAUUUGUGAUAUAAAGUUGAUCGCAUAGGUCAUGAUUUUUUUUUACUGGUGGUAUUUAAAAAGGUCGGUUGGCUUAAAAUCGCCUGUCGCCAGAUUUAUAUUCCAUCUUUAUAGAGACUUGCUUGAUCUAAACUUUUCUCUUAAAGUUAAAGAUUCAAGUUUAAAAUGAUGAUAAAUAUACGAUGAAAUAAACAAACAAAAAAAUCUUGAAGAGAUAAUUUACUUCACUGAGAUUUUUUCAAAUCAGCGCUGGUCGCCAAAUACCAUGUAAUUUACGUUACCUUCAUAGUUUUAGAUGGGACGGAAAGCAUAUAUCAUGAAAUGCGGCAAAAUUGGCACAGAUCAGUUCCACUCCAGUACUAUUUUUUACUCCCGCAAAUCAUUUUUCUCAUCAAUAUAUUUUUUGUCUAAUUUUAACAAUCUAACAAGCUGGAUAUAUCUGGCGUUUUUAACGUUUGAAACAUACGUUACCAAUGUUUCGUGCCUUAACGGAAUGAUGUGUAGUAAUGAUCAGUUUUGUUAAGAUAGUCUUCAAAUACAUUGCAACUUGAGAGGAAAAGGCGAAAAAAUAUAUCCUCCAGAUUUUCAGGAUUCAAUAUCGAAGCUUGAUGUGAAAUUUACGUUACGUAACUUACGUGACGGUCCUUUUGUAUUUGCCUCAUUAUCUCUUUCAUAUCGGUCUUACCUGAACAUAUUAGUCUCGAAAAACCAAAAACCACGCCAGCUACGUCAAAUACUCCCUAGCAACCGCAUUUUCUAAGAUAAAAUGGUGUCAAGCAUGUGCAUCAUCUAAAGACAACUGAUCGUUGAUCAUUGGUAAGUUAUAAUCUUUCUCUUUUUUUAGCUAAUAUUGUUACUUUAACAUCAGUUUUAUCCUCAAUUACUAUCUUAAGAAUGUCUAUUUGAACAUGGUGAAUGUAUUUUGUCCAUUUCAAGCGGAAUUUAAGUAAAUUAUGACAUAAAUCUAAGUGAUGCAAAAUGUAACGUACGUUUCACAUUGGCGACCUGCAAGCAUUUUGGAUAUUACUUUUAUAUGUCACACUAAUAGGUCGAUACAUCAGAAACACUUUGUAUUUUGCAUAAUGAACAACCGGAUGGAUAAUUUGUGCAGUGCUUAUCAUGUAUAACCUAAUUAUCUGUGAAAUUCAUUUUAUGAUUAUACGGUAAUCAUGAGUUAACUCAUUGCUGUUUUUCGAAGUAACGUAAGUUUCAUUUCUUUUCAUAUGAAUCAAUCAUCACAUGUGAUGUUGUUAUAAGAAUGAAAAAUGCGACAAAACAAUGCUAUUGUGAUAGAUAUAAGCCUAAAGCAUAGUGAUGAAUCUGUUAAAGGUCAUACGGGGGAAGUAAUUAUACUAGUUUAGAUUCCACAUGUACCCAAAUCAUUGGUAACGUAAGUUACAAAAUCUGAUUUAAUUGUUAAUUCCGUAUAUUCCUCAAAGGAAUCUCCGUCAUUGAUAUAAAUUUGAUAUACACGAUAUACUUACCAGGAAUAUUUGUCUUCCCCUUGUAGAUAAUUUUCUGAGCGAAAGACAUGGCAAAAACGAGAGCUGAAAUACAAGCUGCCUAUCGGGAGAGAAAACGCAAGAUAAUUGGAGAAAGGGCAUAUCUUGAACAUGAAAGGAGAAGAGUAAAAAAGUAUUACAUCCCAGUUGAGAAAUUGACAAAGACACAACUCAAGGAACGAAGACAGACAGUGAACAAAAGAGUGAAAAAACACAGAAAACGUGUCGCUGAAGUAUUGUCUAAAAUCAGGAAAGACUCGGACAAUCGAAAUGCCGUAGAUGUUGCUGACAAUGCUGAUGGUAACAGGAGUGCAUUGGAUGAAAGUGCCGACUCUGCUCUUUCCGACGUAUCUUUUGACAGGCCAACGACACGUUCAAGUGCAUCACUAGUAGUAAAAUUGCCCUUUGCCUUAAGAAAAUCUAGACGCAAGAGAAGAAGCAAGUGCUUAGACAAAGCUCAUAAGCGAAUAGAAAGUUUGACUCACCAGUUGAAAGCAGCGACAAAAACUAACAAGAGAGUUCAGAAGAGGUAUGAAAGGUUAUUGAAAAGGCAGACAGAUUCUCAUCUUACGACAAGCACGCCGGCAAACACACCUAAAUCGAAGAUGAAAUCGAUGUUGAAGAGAUGUGGUCUCCCUGAGAAGAGAUGCUCAAAGGAAAUCAAGAAACAUCUGUUGUUUUCUAAUGCAAUCUUGGUUGAAAUCCAAACUGCUUCACGCAAAAGGAAAACGAAAGAUUACCGGAGAAUGUUGCACAACGUUGUUGCGGGAUCUAGAGUCAUGAAGAAGUACAGGCUGUUGUCAUUCUUCCAAAAGUCAAGUGGACUGGGUCGACGAAACCUGACGAACGCUGGGAAAUCGGUUUGGUCAGGAGUGAAAACAAAGCCGAUAUGGACGAGUCUCCAUGAGGAAAUCAAAGCAUUCUUUGAAAGGGAUGAUGUGUCCCGGGUGAUGCCCGGUAAGAAGGACGCUUGUAAAGGUAAAGACGGAAUCAAGUUACAGAAGAGAUAUCUUUGUGACUAUGUCGGGAACCUGCAUGCAAAGUACAUCUCAGAAAACGCGGAGAAGCGGAAUGUCUCUCGGUCAGCAUUUCACCGAGUGCGUAAGAACCUGUGUUCUCAUAUCAAACUCGUCCAAUUUGCAUCCCGCAAUUCAUGUUUGUGCAAAAGACAUCAGAAUGUGGCGUUACAGCUGAAGGCUUUGAAAGCACUAAACUGCGUCAACACUACCAACCCUGACCAGUUCAUCAGAGACAAUGACGAUUCCGCUGUAGAUGCAGCCCUCAACAGUCUGCAGGCUGACGUCAACGUAGAUUUUGAGCAAUGGAAGAGAAGUCCAGAUGAUGAGGGAAGAAUUAAAACAAGACUGGUCAGAGUGUCUGCCACAAAAGAGGAUCUUCUUACCCAAUUUCCAAAGGAAAUUCAAGAGCUGCGUUCACAUGUUCGCCGUGUUCACAAUCAAUACGAAGCAAUGACAAAGUGUAAGGAAAAUCUAGCUGCUGAUCACUGUAUUGUACACAUGGACUUUUCUGAAAACUACGUUUGUGCUGCCGAAGAAGAAGUGCAAAGUGCAUAUUGGUCACAAGAGUCCGUGACCAUUCAUCCAAUCGUUGUAUAUUACCGUGAUGUCGAUGGCAAUCUGGUCCAUAGAUCUCUGGUUGCCAUUUCUGACGAGAGAGCACACAAUACUUCGACAAUCCUAGCAAUAAUAACAAAGGUUAUUCCACAGUUGCGAGAGAUGGUACCAACACUGUCGAAAGUGUUCUACUGGACGGACAGUCCUUCCUCCCAGUACAGGAACAAAACUAUGUUCGCUGUUGUAGGUGAGCACAGAGCUUUGUAUGGAAUAGACGCUCAGUGGGAUUAUUUCGAAGCGGGCCAUGGGAAAGGAGCCUGCGACGGCAUCGGCGGAACUGUCAAAAGACUCGCCGAUGAAGCCGUGAAGCGACGGGCUGCUGUGAUCAUGAACGCCCAUGAUUUCUUUGCUUGGGCUUCCCAAGAGCGUCAUGAUAACCCCAGCAAUUACAAGAUCACAUACUUCUUCAUAACCAAGAAGGACUGUUCGGAUUGUGCUGAGAUCAUAGCCCAAAAGUGGUCUUGUCUUAAGAGUGUAAAGGGCACGAUGGACAUUCAUUCUGUCAUCGGAAUGGGAUCUGAAGACUUGCAUGUACUUCUGAGGAAUACUUCGUGCUUCUGUGAGAAGUGUGUGGUGAAGGAUGGUGAAUACGAUGUAAAUCUCAUGUGCAGCGGAUGGAGACGUGAGCACCUUUCCCGACGCGGUGCUAGAAGUUCUGAAUGUGAAAGAGCACCUACCACGAGCAAACGCAAAGUGAAGCCAGUUCAAAUACAAUUCGACACUGAUGACUGGGUGGCAGCUAUGUAUGCUGAAAAGUGGUACAUCGGCAAGGUCCUUCAAACCGACAAAAAUGAUGUACACAUUGAUUUCAUGAAAAGCAGCGAGAAAUUCCCUGACCUGUUUAAGUGGCCUUCGGUAUCAGACAAGAUAUGGGUAUCCAGAGACAAAAUGCUCUGCCAUAUUACACCUCUGAAGCGCUCGACGUCAUCUAAACGCCUGUUUGAACUAUCAGAUGGAGACAGGCGAUCGAUUGAGAAAGAAAAAGACCUGUACAUGUCUCGUCUUAAGUAGAAUCAGUGAAGAAAACUGCCAAACGAACAAGUUGCAACAGCUUUGGGUUUUGUGUGUUUGUUUUUCUAUACAUUGUGUGCGGGUUUUUGACAUGUUAUACUUGAGUGUUGCCAAAUGACAUUGUUAUACAAAUAAAUCUCAGUAAUGAUGCAUGAUGUUAUAUUCCCACUCUAUCAACUCAAUAUACGGUUAUGAAAUAUGAAUUGAUACAAGAAUUUAAAAUUCGUUUUAUGUGUCUUCUCACCGCAUAACCCAUUACAUAAAUGCCAAAUUUUUGUAAAAUAAGAUCUUUCAUUCAUUUGAAAUUGACCCUUUCAUUGGAGUCCUGCAGGUUAUGUGAACAAUUAUUGUUGUUCUAAGAGAACAUCUUGUUUUGCCAUAUCUUUACAGUUCGUUAUGUUAUGUGUACUGGUAACACAUUGCAUUUGUAUUAUAUCAUGAAGGUUGUGUUAUCAUCUUAAUCCUAUUCAGUUAAAUGUGAAACAUACGUUACUAGCUACGAUGUCUUCAAUAUGUAUUUGUUGCUUCUUAGUUAAUAAAGAACGUAAACUUGUGUGAUAUUACAAAUACGUGAGUAUAUGUAUGGAUCAUAGUAUAUGCCUUCUAAACAUGAAAUUCUGACUAGUUGAGAUUUUAGCUUCAGAAAGCUGUUCGUUUUUUUUGUAACAUGAAUGAUUUUAUGCUCUCAAAACUAAAUGUCGAGGGUUUAAAAGGUUGUGUUUGAAUCCGGGUAAAGUAUUAAGUCUGUUGUUAUUGAAAAUUCAUUGUAUAGUGAAUAAAGUAUCGUGUGUUUUGUUCCGGAAUUUGUUUUGCCAUCCCUUUGGAAUUGGAAACAUACGUUACUUGAAUUUGAAACUUACGUUACCGUUAUUCUACAACGGUUUUUCAUGUUCUAUUACUUGUUUGCAUUGUCAGCCUUACAUUUCCAAGGUGCUUACAAGCAUCGAGGUAGAUUGUCAGCCUUUUAAUUAGCACAUCGUUUCUGUGCAGAGUUUUAUUAAAAACAAUCAAGUGUAUCAUCCUUUACAGAAACGGUUCGUUCAUUUCGCCAAAGGCAAUUAUGUCCUGUAUUUUAACAGUUUCAAGGAUUGUCCAAGUUUUAAUGAGAUGUACGAAAAACAUUAUUCGCACUUUUAUUAACAAUGUACAAUUAAUAGACCAAAAAUUAAAGGUUGAAUUGUAGCAACUGUUUUUGUAACCAAGUUCUUAGUAACGUAAGUUACACUUUUAAAUUUAGGAUACUCUAUUCAAACCUCUGUACUGACAUUAAUUGUUAUAGAUAAAUGACCCGACUUAAGGAAUAUCUUUGGAAAGUUGUUCACUUUGUUUUGACAUUAAAAUAAACAUCCUUUACAGAACUUCAUUUUUCAUUUUUUUCUUCUUUCCAUUUGCGCCUAUGUAGUGGGAUUGAGCCUUUUAUGGCAUCAAAAUAAUCAUUAAUUAGAUUUAUAAAAAAAACCUUUAAAAUCUGAAAAAUAUUAACCGUGCUUUAUCAAGCUGUGUUGACUUGUGUAAAACGCAGAGUAUAUAACACCACGAAUGUAUUACUAUGAGGAGGGUUUUUGGCUGAAAUUAUUCUACAAGUAAGUUUUAUCUCUGGAAUAGUUGUGGGUAUAGCCCUUAUUUGCGUUAGCAACCUUUAUUUUGUUUACAUUAUGCCCGGAAUUCAUGUCAUUUUCAUGGAAUGGGAGGGGAUUCGUCCUCGCUGUGCAAAAGCGAACGGCAAUGUACACCCAUACGGUGCGCUACGACGACUGCGCGGUAUAAAAAUGACAGUUUUUUAACAGGUUUUUGGGGUGUUGUGUCAAGUAAAAUCGGCUCUAACAUGAAAACGGGCAGCUAAAUUUGGUAUCGAUUUAAAGCUUAGACAUCGGGAAAAAUUAUGCUUAUAGAAUUUAGACGGAAAUCUAAACGUUUCUAAUGUAAAUGCGAAAAACAUGGAUUUUCAGCCUAUUUCGAGGAAUAAUUAUCCUAUAAACCUCCUGAAAGGUGUCUUUUAUCUACUUUGAACCCUUUUACACGAAAAAAGAAUAUAUCAGGAUUAUGUGGGAGCCAUUUCAGAUCCCUACAUGAAAAGCCUCCUGUGAAAUGGCCUGUUUUUCAACUAGGUUGUCAUAUACGCGACAUUUCGCAAAAUGUCACAUUUUACGAUUUGAGUUAGGAAAUUAACAACCUUUAUGCAAAUUCCGGAAUGAAAUAUUUUGCUGAAGUAUUGUUCAAAGUGUUGUCUUUCAGUUGGGCAUGACAAAAAUUAAAAAUCUGAAAUUGCCCAAAAUGACUUUUGGCGCACUUUUGUUUCGCCCCGGCCCACUGUGCGGCGGCGAGACAAAAAUGAAUUUCUAGAUCCGUCUGGUUUGACUUUUUUUCUACAAAGAAUUAAGUUAAAGGUCAAGUCCACCCCAGAAAAUAGUUUAUUUGAAUAAAUAGAGAAAAAUCAAACAAGAAUAACGCUGAAAACUUCAUCAAAAUCGGAUGUAAAAUAAGAAAGUUAUGACAUUUUAAAGUUUCACUUAUUUUUCAGAAAACAGUUAUAUGCACAAUUCAGUGAUAUGCAAAUGAGAGAGCCGAUGAUGUCACUCACUCACUAUUUCUUUUGUUUUUUAUUGUUUGAAUUAUAAAAUAUUUCAAUUUUUACGAAUUUGACAAAUAGGACCCUCUUCUUUGAACCACAAAAUGUUAAAAUAAUGGAAUCUCACAUGUUCAGGGAGAAAUGAUUUUUUUUUUCACAUGGCAAUGAGGAGAAAAUUAAAAUAUUUCAUAUUUCACAUAAUAAAAUACAAAAGAAAAUGUUGAAUGAGUGAUGUCAUCAGUCCCCUCAUUUGCAUACUGACCAGGAUGUGCAUAUAACUGUUUUGUGAAAUUAAGCAAAACUUUAAAAUGCCAUUACUUUCUUAUUUUAGAUCGGAUUUUGAUGAAAUUUUCAGCGUUAUGCUUGUCUGAUUUUUCUCUUUCUAUUCAAAGCAGCUUUUUGUUGGGGUGGACUUGUCCUUUAACUUUAUUCUAGUCCCUGCCUGGACCGUUGGACUAAAAUUAUAAUUAGCCUUACAUAACGGAGUUAAAUGAUUCUUAUUUUGGGGGGCCAACAUAUCUUUGUCAGGUUUCAAACUGCUCAAUUAUUGUAUACCAUGAGUGUGCAAUUUUUAUGGGAAGGGUUGAGAAAAUUUAUAGUGCCCCAUUUUGAAUUUCAUAAGUAUAAGAUAUAUUAGAGGGGCUAAUCUAAUUGAUUUAUCUUUAUUGUCCUCCUCACUUUACCUUAUUUAUGGUGAAAGGCAAAAGGUCAUUUAAACUUGCGAGCAAGCUAACCUUUUUUUUUUAUCAAAAUCAAACUUAGACUUAGAGAUUAACAUGUUUAUAGACGAGUGCAAAAAUUAAAUAAUUGUCUCGCACUGAUGAAUGAGCGAGAGCCAAAUUAUCACACAAAUAAUAAUUAUCCUACAUCUGUCAAAGCUGGCUUGGUGUAUACAGUGCGUAUCAAAAAAAAGUUUACACUUAGAAAAAAUCAUGUAAAAUUAUACAUUUAUAAUAUCCUGAAGAUUUUUCCACAUUUUAACAUUGGUACAGAUCCAUUUAAGCAAAUGACGUCGUAGCUGUCGAAAAAUAUUUCCGCUUGAGUGAGCACCACUUACUUUUGAAAAGUUAAUGAAAAAUGAUUUGCGCAGAACUUUGAAAUAGUUAUGCAAAUAAAAGUAGACCAUAAUCAUGAAGAACAAGUUGAAUUUAGCUAGUAAAAUUGGUUUGAAGAUAUCUUUUACCUUUUUAACUUGUUUCCUUGCCCAAAACACUUCGAAGAGUCCAUUGCGCCCCACCCCACUCCCCCACACACAGAGGCCAUCGUGACGAUAUUUGCUUUACACUGAGCUGUGAUUUACAUGAAAUGGCUUAGGCUUGAUUUUCAUUUUGUUAAUCAUUGUCAAGCUUGGAAAAAGUGUGGAGAAACAAGUAUUAAAUGAAAAAUAAAAAUGUAAACCCACUUUAAAUGAUAAAAACUUAGUGAAAAAAUGCUGGAGAUGUCUGAUAUACAUUACGUCAAACCCCCGUUUGGAGAAAGACCGCAGUUCAGAUUGCAAACUGCGGUUCUAUACCCCAUUUUGCGUUUGUAAAUCCCAAAAUCAUUUCCAAGCCCAGGGGGCCGUUUCAUAAAGCUGCUCGUAAGUUAAGAGCGACUUUAAGAACGACUGGUAUCCUUUCUCGCGCGCUAGAUCUUCGCCAAUGGUGUGUCCCAUUUACCGCAAGACAGGAUCACCAGUCGCUCUUUAUUUACGAACAGCUUUAUGAAACACCCGCCUGAUCAAUCCCGCUAGGCCAGGUAAUCCCCGCUGUCUCAAUUUUACCUCCACAGGCCAGAUUAUGAGCGUUGAGCCAAGGACGAAAUGAUAAACAACAGCUGUGCUAUUACGUAAGACUUCUCUGCCUGUAGUAGGACCUUCGGAAUGAAAUUAUUGUAUUCGAUAUUUAAUCACGUUUUCAAAUGCAUAUUGUAUUCAGAAAUCCAAUGUUAGUCCAUUUUCAAGUUCGAACGAAGAAAAUCGACCUCGAAAUAAGGAAAGUAAGUGAAUUAAAAUGACGGCAUGCUUUGCUCGGGCUGUUGUGUUAUCUUCGGACCGAGGUCAAGAAACAGGUGUUUUGAUACUUAAA
Lytechinus pictus (painted urchin) is the source of this 8908-nucleotide messenger RNA. RefSeq lists its product as uncharacterized. NCBI's taxonomy places the organism in Eukaryota, Metazoa, Echinodermata, Echinoidea, Temnopleuroida, Toxopneustidae. The transcript has a single exon. The coding region runs from base 1658 to 4273 and encodes 871 amino acids. The record is from RefSeq and is a predicted model, not a curated record.